Messenger RNA from Vollenhovia emeryi, 2975 nucleotides. RefSeq names its product mitochondrial folate transporter/carrier. The transcript is spliced from 6 exons. Bases 339 to 1337 code for a protein of 332 amino acids. Gene Ontology annotation, cellular component: mitochondrion; mitochondrial membrane. NCBI's taxonomy places the organism in Eukaryota, Metazoa, Arthropoda, Insecta, Hymenoptera, Formicidae. The record is from RefSeq and is a predicted model, not a curated record. Gene Ontology annotation, molecular function: FAD transmembrane transporter activity; folic acid transmembrane transporter activity. Gene Ontology annotation, biological process: mitochondrial transport; nucleotide transport; folate import into mitochondrion.
ACUGGGCUGCCCCGGUCGCACAGUAUGGCGGUGCUCGGCGUGCGUGGCGGAGCGUGAAUGAUCUCGGCGUUGCAUAAUCGGCGGGGGUAACCAGCUGUGGUCUCGCGUGAGCUCGCGAAAGCGGAGAGGAGGAGAAAGAGAGGCCCGCUCGCGAGGCGGUGAAUUUGGGCAGCGUGUGACGCUACGACAGGUCGACGACAGUGCCUCCCGCGGACCAAGAGAUAUGCCGCCAAGUGGAGUCGCGCGUUGCUAGCGUCAGGGAUGCGGGAUCGGGCAUCGUCAUUGCCAAUCACGGAUCGGUAGCGAGCGGCGACAGGGGCGACAGCGUACCGCACAGCAUGACGGCGAUUAAGAGCAGCGGCACGCCGGGCACCCUGCGCCAACUCAACGUUUUGAACAACUUCAAGUACGAGUACUUCGUCGCGGGCAUCUCGGGCGGCGUCGUCUCGACCCUGAUGCUGCACCCGCUGGACCUAAUCAAGAUCCGAUUCGCGGUGAACGACGGUCAUACGAGCUCGGCACCGCGGUACAACGGGCUCAAGAAUGCCCUCGCACAGAUCGUUAAGACCGAGGGUGUGCGUGGACUCUACAGGGGUGUAACGCCGAACGUUCUAGGCUCGGGCAGCUCGUGGGGUUUCUACUUCUUCUUCUACAACACGAUAAAGUCCUCGAUCCAGGGUGGAAACUCGAAGAAACCUCUCGGACCGUCCAUGCACAUGUUCGCUGCUGCCGACGCCGGGGUGCUCACCUUGCUCAUGACUAAUCCAAUCUGGGUGGUAAAGACGCGGCUGUGCUUACAAUAUGCCGACGAUGUGAAACUGGCCGAGUCCAAGAAGUAUCGCGGCAUGGUCGAUGCUUUAAAGAAGAUUUACAGGACGGAGGGUAUUAGAGGCUUAUACAAGGGUUUAGUUCCUGGAUUGUUUGGCGUCUCGCAUGGCGCGAUACAAUUCAUGGCGUACGAAGAAAUGAAGAAUAAGUACUAUAAUUACUUGAAUGUACCCAUCGACACGAAAUUGUUUACGACCGAAUACAUCGUCUUCGCGGCAAUGUCGAAGUCGAUCGCUGCGGCGUUGACGUACCCUUAUCAAGUGGUGAGGGCGCGACUCCAGGAUCAUCAUCGCGAUUAUCAGGGCACCUGGCAUUGCGUUCAAUCCACAUGGAGGUAUGAGGGUUGGCGCGGCUUUUACAAGGGUUUAAGCGUAAACCUCACCAGAGUGACCCCGGCGACAGUUAUCACGUUUGUGGUCUACGAAAAUAUGUUUCAUGAUCUACAAUCCAGGCGUGCCGCUGUGAAGGAGGUGAUCACCGUGCCUGCGGUUGACAAACUGAAGGAGUAAGGUAAAGAGUAAACUGGGGGAUCCCACGGAGCUUUACCAAAGUACACGUGUAAUCCGGUCGUACCGCGAGUCGUGCGAAUUGCAUUUCUGAUGGCACGUGAGCCGAAAUGUGGGUGAAUCGUAGUAAUUGCAAUGAAAUUCUGCUGUGAAGAAAAGGUUCGAGAAACGCGUGAUUGAUGGUACAAAUUGAAGACAUAAGAAUGACGUGAGAAAGACCGCGAACGUUAGAAAUAAUCUUAAGAGAAGCUUACUUUAUUUUCGGAAAGAGAGACGAUAAGUUAUUUUUCACAUAGAUUUUAGAUCUCGUAGAUUUUGUUUUAAAUAUCAUCUGUAGUUUAUUUUUUAACACUGUUGGCCAUUGCAUUCUGUAGCUAAAAUAAUUACCUUGUAUAGCUUUUCCAUCGGUGGAAGAAUAUCUUAGCAGAAAAGCUGUCAUGGAUUAGAGAAUUUCAAAUGUUACAGUGGUCUGUAUUAAUCCUCAUCGGAUAUAAUAAAAAUUGAAUGCCUGGAGCGUGCAAAUGAUUGAAGUUUUUGGAUGUUUGGACGUACACCAGUGAUAGAGAUUAUUUGCAUUGAUUGUAUCUUUUACCUGCAUGUUUAUUCAUAAUUUCAUUCAUAAUUUGGCUACAUUUGCGACCAUUUUUGGAAGAUAUACAAUAGUUUUUAUUUCUUGAGUAAAUAUAGAAUUUAUUAGUUAUAGAGAAAGCUAGAAGGUUUCGACAUACGGUCAAAUGUUUAUUAAACAAAUUCUUAUUAAAUUUUACGUUUCAAGUUUUUUCAUUUUUACACACGCCGCUCUUUUUCCUUUACAUUACAAACUUGUGUUUAAAAGAUACAACUUUUAUUGAGAUCUCUAAUUACAUUACUAUGAUUUGUCGUUGAUUGUUAAUGUUUGUUUUAUAUUUAUUACAGUCGUUUCAUAUUUAACGUUUAAAAUUGCAACUUUGUCGUUUGUUAUAAUGUUAUACAAUAACGUUAUGCAAUAUCGUUACAAUUAUUUCUUUUUUAAACGAUAAGCUUAAUGUUGCAAAAGACGUUUGUAAGGUUGACAUAAACACGAGUUUGAUGAAACACAGAUAUGUAUUUAAUCAAUAAAGUUGAGAAAAUACAAAGCAAAGUAAUUGUGAAGAAAAGGAAUUGAAACAUUCCCAAUUUUCGUGAUCAUCGCUGUUGAUCUGUUCCACAAUAUGUUGCGGAUUUGUUUAUUGCCUUUCAUUUAUUUAUCGUUUUAUAACGUAGCAGAUUUCGCAUGGACCACAGCAUUUCUGAUAAAGUUCACAGUAAACGUUUCGCACGAUAUUCUUUGGCUAAAUCUGGCUAUAUGGAUUAAUAAACCUUUCAGAUAUUCUCGAACGCAAUCGAACAUCAAUUAUUAUUUAUCGGUAUACUUAAUGGCUUAUCAGAUCUAAAAGAUUCACAGGACAUUUUGUGUAACGCUGAUCACAGUGCUGCUCGCGUUCUGCUUCCACAAUCUCGUCCGGAAGAUCUUCGCUCAUCGACGUAGAAGGCCUGCAACAAAGAAAUGCGCAUAAACAUUAUAAUUCUUCUACGUUCGUUGUAUCGUGCCCGACACGUGUGACAGGCACGAAUAUCUGUCGAGCGAACAUUUCGCUCGAGAAUAAAAAUUCAUCGGAUAAA